UUGGCCAGCAUAGUAACAGGACAAGGAUACAUACGGGCGGGUAACGCCCAGCAACCUAAAAGUGGUACCUGUGGUGUCAGUGUGUUUCUGUACUGCAUUCAAGUGCUGUUCUGGAGAAAAACUGGAGUUUCAGGCUUCAGUUCCUUUCUCUCUGGGCCGUUGAAUGGUUUGAUUUGUCAUGGUGACAUAUGAUUUGUUCAUUAAUUUUGGGAAUCAGCAGAGCGUGCUUUGUCCUACCAAGAUGGGUUAUCAGGAUGAGCUGUUUGGUGCAGGUUUCUACCAUGCCCAUAGACUGCUUAAAAAAAAUUUUCAUCCAUGAUUAGCUAGUUUCUGAAACAGCCAACUCUUGUGUUUUUCAAAGCUGGAGGAGAAGGGCUGGAAGCUGUUUGUUGUCACCUCCCUUUAGUCACUGCUGACAGACUUUCCUCCAAGCAGCUCUUAGUCUGCUGCUGGCCCCACAUGAGCUGCUGCCACCCUUAGGCAAAUUGUUUGGCUCAGUUGCAUGAGAAUUCGUCCAUUUUGGUAUCCAGGAGACUUCAUGACAUCUUAGCACCGUAAUCUCUAUUUUAAAAGCAAGAAGAUGCUGUUACAAAACUGUUCCUGCACAUGCUUUAAUGUUGUUCCAGAGAAGAUGUGGGUAACAAAAGUAAAAAGUGUCUAUGCUUGUGCCCUGAAAUCCACAAGCCUCCCACUCAGGUCUCAGUGCCUUGGAAUGCUAACACUGAAGGGAAGGGUGGGGUUUGUUUGCUCUCCUGAUCCACACCGUUGUAUCUCAACAUCAACACACUCUCCUGCAACAGCUACUUCCCUUUUGGGAGCCAGGCAGGUAAUAGGGUCCUGUCGUCCUGGCAGCACUUGAAGAGCUGGCAGUGCUGCCUGAAUCUUAAUGUGGCACUGCACUCUUCAGCCCUGGCGAGGGAUGAGCAGCAGGGUGCAUUGCACUGCUUGGGUGCUGCUUUUUCUACCAAUUUUGUUAUUCUUUUGUUUAAUCUCUUCUGUGAGGGAGCUUUUAAAUAAAUGUAUGACCAGUUUAAAGUUUCCUGGAGAACUGCAUUGUUCCCUUUGCCACACCCCUGAGGCUCUACUUUGCAGGCUCCUCCAGGGAAUGUGUUCAUGGCUCCUCUUUUCUGAAGAGCAAAGAAGAAACCAGCCCUCUCUCUUUCCCCCUGUAACCCUUCCUGCCUGGCAGGCAGCAGUGAUGAUCGCCUUGCUGCAAGUUCUUACGCUUCCAUAUUGGCUUUAAGAGGGUUUGCAUGAUGCUCUGGAGCUGCUGUUGGCUGUCAGACCAUGGCACUGAGCCAGCCAUGUGAAGCUGGCCAAGCUGCCCUGUCUGAGCCAGUGGACCAAUUUCUCUGAUAUCUCCUGGGUUUUUUUGUGUGUGUGGAGUUAUAAAUGCAAGCUUCUUUCCUCUGUGUCCCGUUGUAUGGCUUCAUUUUCACACAGGAAGGAGAUUUUUAUAUCUUAAGUAGUAUUCUACCCUAUCCCGAGAGAUUCUAAUUAUUCCUUUUAAAAAAAUUCGUCAGGCUUAUUUUCUAUACUGACAUUAAAGGGGUGAAAAGUAAAAUGCAGUAGUGAAAUUUAGACUUGCAGUGCACCUAAGCCCUGAAGUAGGGGGAGCAGCUGCUCUUAGUCUGUGCUGCUGUGGCUCUGAGGGCUUUUAAAAAAUGAGUUCUACUCCUCUUUCUGCCUCUGACAAGUUUUGCAGUUACUGGUGUGCUGUCUGUGCCCUAAUUCCUCCAUCUGAAGAAAAUGGAGGAGUGUGGAAAAUACGCUGGGUUCUGUAGGACCUGUGGAAAAACACUCUCAAAACAUCAAAUUCUGUGUCCCAGUGCUCCACUGAGGCAAAGGAAAUAACUGCUACUCUUAACUAGGAGUGAUGUACUUGCCUGGUUUUAAUGACUUCUUGAUACUUUACUUGUGUUGAGCUUGCUCAUACUUCACUCAGCUUGUGCUCCCUCCCUGCUCUCCGUAGCCCUUCCCACUGGCACUGAGUCCUGGAACAAGUUGUUUACAGCACCAAAGGCUAUCUCAAAGACCUUGACUUCAGUGCAAUCCAUCUCAGCUGCCUGUCAGGGCUUAUUGUGAAUGUACAUCCUCCAAUCAAUCCUGGACGGGGAGCCUGUCCUGUGUGCAGGGUUCUCCUCCCUCUCUGUGGCAGGAAGUGCUGAUUAGCUCUUCCUCCUUCUAGGCAGGCUGCAGGCUUCUGCACCCACAGUUGUGCUUCACACACCUCCCAGGCACUGGUGUGUCCUGAGAGGUGGCUCUGACAAAGCCAAGAUCGCUUCAGCAAACACCAAAGCGUUUUUAUUCAUCAGUCCACUACAAACUGCACGAGGCUUUCCAGUCCAGCCAGUGCUUUGGAGAAUUUGAGUUCCUUGUGUGAGCAUGGUAAAGCCCUGCGGAGAUCUCUGGGAGGGACAAGAAGGGUGGUUGCCACCUGCAAAACCAGCAUUCUUUCUUGUGUUAAGAACAGAUAUACACUGGCUUUGUAGCAGGUUUAGAAAAUUCCUCUUGAGUACCAAACUAAAGUCCCUGCCCUCUAUUUUAAUUUUGCCUUUCCUCUUCAUGUCUUUUAAACUGGUGACUUCUUUUAAGAGGUAGUAACUUGAGCCUGAUUCUUUUUGGGGUGUUGGGUUCAUCAAGCUCUGGGGUGCAAUUGUGGAGGCCAGGAACAACAUGUUUGCUGGAGAGUGCAACUCUUACAAAAUGCCCUAAUGGAAUUGUGUGUCUACUAGAGCAUCUCCUUGCAGGGAAGUCUUCUGUUUGGCUUUUUUCCCCUCCCUUUGUCCCCCAGACUAACUUUACAGCUCCCGGAGCUGUGAAUAUCACCCACAUUAACUUGCCUCUGGUCGUUCUUCCCAGAAACAUUUAGAGGCAGCACACUGUCCUAGUCAUCUCUGGGAAUGCUGGGGCAUCUCAUGCUUUAAUCCAUUUUUGAGAACUUGAUAGGGCCUGUAGGUGACACCUUUGAGGCUCCAAUUUGUGAUGCUGCAGUUCAUUCCUCUGUGUUAAUUGUCAGCUGUCAGUCACUUAUGUGUACCUGUCAAAACAUUGUUACAGCAGGCUCACGUAGCAGCUACAAAACAAAAGCAGCUGGGGAUCAGAUGGUUCAUGUACACACCUGUGACACAGAGCAUUCCAUUCAGGCUUGUCAGUUUUAUUUAGCUGGGAUCAUAAGUGUGAAUCAGCCUCUCGAUGAAAGUGGCAAAAUAGAAAUUCUGGUGGCUUGCUGUACUAUUCUGUGUUCAAUUUUAGUUUCUCUUCUGGGAAUUCACAUAAUCACCUCUAGAGGGUUAUCUGCCUUGAUAGCUUUGUGUAGUGGAUCCGUUCUCCUUUCCUGUUGUUGGAAAAACCUUUCUGGUACUGCACAGCUGUCAGCACAAUAGAACUGCAAGAAUUUUUUUUUUUUUUUUUUUUUUUUUUUCCUUAUGGGAGUAAUAACAGUAAUUUAUUUGGAGGUUUUUUGUUGUUCCCUAGAGUUGUUCACCACUGAAAAAAGACUUCUGUGCUGGGGUGGAGCAGAGCAGCAUAUUGCACUUUGCUCCCAGGGACACACCCCAGCAGAGAGAGGCCAUUGAGAAUUUUCUGUAAUGUGCAAUCCCUACAAGACAGACAAGCACCCAACUCCCUGUCUUGUGCAAAUUCAACAUUGUAAAUAAUGGAGCUACUUUUUUCCUGCUGGGAUUUGAAGCUUAGUGUAGUUUCUUAGGCUAGCCUGCUGCAAAAAUGCAAGAUACCAAGGGAAUGGGAAAAUGCCCAUACUUGCCUGAUGGUGUGUGAUUAUUGUAGGCUUAGCUACACUCAUUGCUGAUGGAGAGCUCUUACAGUAAGAGCUGGUGGGGGGGGAGGGAAGAACCCUUUCUGGGUUUGCUGUAGUAGAGAACAGAUUUCGGUGUACCACAUCUAGAGCUUGUGGUUGUCACUUGCAACUCAGUCCAGUUUGGUUUGAACCAGUCAGGAGAGGUUCUCAACUACUUGGUUUUGCAUCAAAAUUAAUUCUGUAAUGCUGGACCUAGUUUGUUUUUUAAAGACAAGAGUUUGUAUGACUGCUGCAGAAAAGUGUCUUUACUUGCCUUGUUUGAUAACGUCGCUGCAGUGGUCAGGUUGUGUGACCAGGAGUGGCAAGGGUCCCUGCGUAGCCUAGGAAGAGCUUGUUUCCCUGUGGGACACCAGUCUUUCAGUUUGACUGAUGUUCCCAUUGUAGCUCUGCUCCAAGCACUCCUCUGCAAUCUGUGCUCGGAAGGAUCAGUCCUGCUCCUUUGACCACUCUUUCCUGCAGUUAAGGCUCCUUAGCCGCUGUUUUCUGCCUGGAGGGAGCCAUGGAGUAUGGCUUGUGGAAGGAGCAGAGAUAACAAGCACCCAUCUGUUCUUCUUUUCCAUCCCUUUGGGAUGUCCGGGUGUCCCUGGUUAGAAUUCUUCUCUGGAUAAGAUAGUGGAGGUGUCACUGUGGGGCAGGUGCCAGAAAACAAUAGCAGGUCAAGUCCAAAAAACAAGAUUGAUCAGUGAGUACGUCCCUGCUGUCAGUAAGGGGCAGAGCUGCUCUGGGAAGGUCAAGGCUGGAGCUGUACCCCACAUCCCUUUGGCCUCUUCCUCUGAUAAACUUCCAGGGGAGCAAUCACACUUGCUCCUCUGGAAGCCUGGAGUCAGAAGCUCCACUGAGAGGAAGGCUGCGGGAGCCACAGCCUGCACCAGAGCUUUCAAGCCUCUGUCCCUGAGUGGUGGCUCUUCCUUGGCUGAGUGGGAUGUUCCAGUACUUGUUUUUCUGUAUCUACUUUGUCAUCCAGCUCCAGCCAGUGUCUUCAAUGGCCCUGGACCCCUGCUCUGCCUACAUCAGCCUGAACGAGCCCUGGCGGAACACGGACCACCAGAUCAACGGCUCGCAUGGGCAGCCCACGUGCGACAGCGGCAUCGACGGGGAGUGGUACCGCUUCACGGGCAUGGCGGGCGACGCCAUGCCCACCUUCUGCAUCCCCGAGAACCACUGUGGCACCCACGCCCCCAUCUGGAUGAACGGCAGCCACCCGCGCCAGGCCGAUGGCAUCGUCCAGCGCCAGGCCUGCGCCAGCUUCAGCGGGAACUGCUGCCUCUGGAACACCACCAUCGAGGUCAAGGCCUGCCCGGGAGGCUACUACGUGUACCACCUCACCAAGCCCAGCGUCUGCUUCCACGCCUACUGUGGGCAUUUUUAUGAUAUCUGUGAUGUGGUGGAUUGCCAGGGCUCCUGCCUGGACACCAGUGACUGCACGUGUUCCCCGGGUACAACCCUGGGACCUGAUGGACAGACAUGCCUUGAUGAAAAUGAGUGUGAGCAGAGCAACGGAGGCUGCAGCGAGUUCUGUGUUAACCUGAAGAAUUCCUUCCGCUGCGAGUGCGGGGUCGGGCGCACGCUGGGAAGUGAUGGGAAAACCUGUGAAGAAAUUGAAGGCUGUCACAAUAACAACGGAGGCUGCAGCCAUACCUGCAUUGAAGUGGAAGACACCUACCAGUGUGAAUGUCCCAGGGGACUCGUUCUGUCAGAAGACAACCAUACUUGCCAAAUUCCAGUGCUGUGCAAGUCCAGCUCUAUUGAGGUGAGCAUCCCAAAGGACCUAGUUGGAGGCCUGGACCUUUCCCUCAUCAACACCUCGUGCAAAGGCGUGUCCAAUGGCACUCAUGUCAACAUCCAUUUCUCCUUGAAGUCCUGUGGUACUGUUGUAGAUGUAAUAAAUGAUAAAAUCAUUGCCACCAACCUGGUGACUGGGCUGCCCAAGCAGACCCCGGGGAGCAAUGGGGACAUCAUUGUCCGCACCAGCAAGCUGCUGAUCCCGGUGACCUGCGAGUUCCCGCGCCGCUACACCAUCUCCGAGGGCUAUGUGCCCAACCUCAAGAACUCUCCCCUGGAAAUCAUGAGCCGCAGCCAGGGCAUCUUUCCCUUCACUCUGGAGAUCUUCAAAGACAAAGACUUCGAUGAGCCCUACAGGGGUGCUCUUCCCACCCUUAAGCUUCGGGACUCUCUGUACUUUGGGAUUGAGCCCUUGGUGCACGUCAGUGGACUGGAGACGCUGGUGGAGAGCUGCUUUGCCACUCCCACCUCAAAAAUUGAUGAGAUCCUGAAGUACUACCUGAUUCAAGAUGGCUGCGUUUCUGAUGAGUCCGUGAAGCAGUACACGUCAAAGGACCAUCUUGCCAAGCAUUUCCAGGUUCCUGUGUUCAAGUUUGUGGGCAAAGACAACAAGGAGGUGUUCCUGCACUGCCGCAUCCUCGUGUGCGGGGCACUGGACGAGACCUCGCGCUGCGCCCAGGGGUGCCGGCGACGCGUGCGCAGGUUGGCAGAGCAGGAGGAGCAGGAGAAGGAAUCUGUUCACGUGGCAAACCACAUCCUGACAGGAGGCCCCAUCAGAAUCGACUUUGAUGACUGACACCCGCCCUCUGGAACAGCAUCCCUGGCCUUCCUUAUCAGUGCCUCUGUUGUGGUGGUUUGAGAAACGGGAGGUAUUGUUGAAGCCCCGCUUGAACCUCAGGACUCAUUUCCUUAGCUCUGUGGUGAUUAUUCCUGAAGUAUUUUGGGCCCACGAGGCAGCCCUUGGAGCGUGACCUGCACUGCAGAACAGUUUGGUUUUAUCUGCAUUUCUCCCCAGCACCCCUUCAGCUGAAGGGACCCUGUUUCCUUGCAGGCUGGAAAUGUUACCCAAUUUUGUCUUUCCCUACGUCCACCUACAGGCCCCAGGACUGUUUGUCCUUGACUAAACAAAUGUUAUCCAAGCCCUUCUUGCAUCAGACAGUACAAAUAGUAUCGUAGCUGAGUGUGUUUGUUGUGCAGCUCUGUGAGUGAUGCCGAAGCCUUUGGGUGACUGUUAAUAAAAACAUGUAUAAAAUAUAUUUCAUCAUGUGUAAGUUCUUUGGAGCAAUGCAGUUAUCAUUACAGGCAACUAGAGUUCACAUCUAUCACAGGCACAUUUAAAUGUGGUUUUAAAUAGCAAAAGGUAUUUAAUGAGAUUUGAUUUUUUUAGUGGCUUUUGAUAAUUGCAUGCAGUUUAAUAGUGUUUCCUCUUGUAUUUAGUGUAUCAUUAUUCUUCCUCUUCUCCCACCACCAAAUAUGUCUUUCCUAAGUGCUAUAGCACCUUGAUUGUAAGAGAAACACCAUUAAACAUCUAUAAACAC
Molecule: messenger RNA, 7140 nt
Organism: Corvus hawaiiensis (hawaiian crow)
Lineage: Eukaryota; Metazoa; Chordata; Aves; Passeriformes; Corvidae
Gene: OIT3
Product: oncoprotein induced transcript 3
Exons: 9
Coding region: 4743-6398 (551 amino acids)
Molecular function (GO): calcium ion binding
Source: RefSeq, a predicted model, not a curated record